This is a messenger RNA of Drosophila grimshawi, 1348 nucleotides long. RefSeq lists its product as uncharacterized. Gene Ontology annotation, cellular component: nucleus. Gene Ontology annotation, biological process: poly(A)+ mRNA export from nucleus. NCBI's taxonomy places the organism in Eukaryota, Metazoa, Arthropoda, Insecta, Diptera, Drosophilidae. The transcript has 2 exons. The record is from RefSeq and is a predicted model, not a curated record. Gene Ontology annotation, molecular function: RNA binding. The coding region runs from base 33 to 1217 and encodes 394 amino acids.
UUCAAAAAAAUCACAUUCAUAUCGGAUAAGCAAUGAUUUCAUCACUUAAACUAUCACACCCACUCUGCCAUUCCACACCGAUUAAAAAAGAGCCAGCGGCACGGAAGGAUCCUCUUUUCUUUAGUAAGUACGGAUGGUAUCGUGUGCUGGUUUACAGCUCCACAAGCAAUCCGUACGCAUGCUAUUGGAAGCUGAAAGAUUACUUGAAUGACAAUGCAUUGCUACACGUGUGUGGCCAUUACUAUUUCCAUGUGGGAGGUGAGAAGGAUGUAGCAAGUGAUGCCGGUGCCAGUUUCACGUUCUAUGUGAAGACAUUUACGCAGGCCGUAGGUCUACAACAAUUACGUCUGCCAAAAGCGAUGAAGAUGCACCUACGGGUCAACAACGGACUGCCACAAGUUGAAAUUAAUGAUUGGUUUUUGCUAAAUUUGCAUUCAGAGCUGAUGAAGCUUUACGACGUGAAAAAUAAAUUAUUAGACCUGUCCAGUUUCCAUCUAGGUCGUCAGUUGCCAUUGGAUUGCUGCAUUUUGGCGCAGGACAAUUGCCUCUCAGCGGCCAUUGGGGUUAUGGAGCAACGGAUGCCGGAUCUACGAUCUCUGCUGCUUGACAAGAAUUUUCUCACAAGUUUAGCAGCCUUUGAAGGCGUUGAAAAUCGCCUGCGACAGCUGACAAGGAUUUCAUUGGUAGACAACGAGCUAAAGGAUCUCGAUACACUACGUGUUUUUCGGCAACUGAAGCUACGUAAACUCCAUCUCAACCGUAAUCCGGUCAAGAUUAAAGGGAAGAAGCUACAUCAACUGCUGUUCAUCCUUCCACAUCUAAAGUUCUUCAAUAAUAAGCCAGUGCAUCAGCUAAUCAAUAAUAUUCAAGAAGUACAAAAGACACCACGCGGAGACACUAAUUUUUACAGCCAGAAAUUCGAUAACAUAACUAAUGAAGUAACCCUCGCCGUUUCUGUCAUUUUAAAGGACCACAAAGUACUCUCAAAACAAUCACCAUUGCUAUCCACCUAUAUGCGUACAACUCUAUUAGAUCCUCUAGUCAGCCAUCUAAAAUCCAUAAUUUCUUACGAACGAAACUUGUUACUAUCCAAUCUGCCACCAAAUCCAUAUCAAGAUGGUUUACUACUCAGAGCUUUAAACUCGGAUGCAAAUGAAGUUUUAUCCAAACACGGAGCAGAUAGACCUAUAAGACGAUCCCUGAUAUCCAAUAUAUAAGCAAAAUGAAAAGUUUUGUUUCGAAGAAGUUAUGUUUAUUUUCACAUUCCAAUAUUGUUCGUUGUUUUAAUAGUUACUGGUAUUUAGUUAUUUAUCUGAUUUGAUUUGCUUGUUACGUUUCCAAAUCUUAA